UGACACCCAGUGGAAAAUCAUGGAAGCUGGAUGACAACAGAGCCUCCUGUCGUCAAAAGUGAUGGUUAGAGCUUGGGUACAAACGAUGGCUGGCAGACCCUGUCGUUUUAUUUCCAGAAUGUAAGGAACGUUAUUUUACAGACUGACAACAUGAAUGACAUUUUGGAAGAACAAGAAAGGGACACUCUUCUGGCCGUGCCCGAGUGUCAAGUUAUGUCCGACACCGGCAGUAGACCCAAGCCUCCAGAAGUAGGGCUGCGGCCAGUGGAGAAGAGGGGACCAUACAUCAUGUCCAAAGCCCCUGCCAUCCACAUGAAACUGCAGAAGCACAGAGAGAUGGCACGCAAAGCCCUGAAGAAGAAAGGCUUUGCGUCUUCAGGACCGGUUCUGCAGCAGCCCAGGGUCAAAAAAAGUGUCAAGUUUAACAAGGGUUACGCUGCCCUGAGCCAGAAUGCAGACGAGACUCUGGUGUCUCUGGACUCGGACAGUGAUGUGGAGCUGGAAUCGCAGUACUCCUCUGGCUACUCCUCAGCAGAGGUGCACCCCGACCUAAACAAGCAGCUGCUGAAGGACGGCUACCACCUGGACGAGAUGCCGGACGACGAGGACCUGGACCUCAUCCCGCCCAAGCCCAUGGGCUCCUCCGUCUGCUGCUGCGCCGCCGACAGCCCCUCUUGCUCCCUGCAGUAACCCCCACCGCGCCACUCACCUCAGGCCCCCUCUCCCCUCAGACCCCUCACCCCUCCACCCUUACCGCCCUGGCCCUCAACUUCACCUUUGACCUCUGAACUUUGGACUUGACUCUGUGGUGCGCACCGUCCACUUGGGGAGAAAAAAAAAAGGCUUUGAGGGAGUGUAGGGAUAGGAGGCGGGCGGGGGGGCUUGCCACUAUUGUUACCACAGACACUACAGCUGCUAGCGAUGCAACGAGGGACUGUCCUCACUGGCACGCGGCCUUCUGGUUCCAUCCACCAGAGGGCGGUGGGGAGCAAGGCCUGUUAACCUGUCUGCUGUGCUGCCUUGGUGUGCUGUUGAGGUUAAUGAGGUCCUGCAGAGGAGUCUUGUUGAUGUUACUGGGGGAACACGAUUCCUGAGGGUUUGUAGGCUUUUUUAUGUUUAAAAAAAGGUAUUGCUAUUCUUUUAAGCGGCAGUGGA
Molecule: messenger RNA, 1155 nt
Organism: Engraulis encrasicolus (European anchovy)
Lineage: Eukaryota; Metazoa; Chordata; Actinopteri; Clupeiformes; Engraulidae
Gene: fam219b
Product: family with sequence similarity 219 member B
Exons: 6
Coding region: 151-690 (179 amino acids)
Source: RefSeq, a predicted model, not a curated record